AGCUCAUGUUGUUAUUUCCGGAUGGUCUAGCUCAAAUGCAAAUGAGAAAUCUCACUCGUGAUUGCAAAGAAGUUUAUUACAGCAGCCGGCUCUCACACAGGGAAAUUUAGUUCUGCCGUUCGGUUUACAGAAACAGGGAAGCCAGCAGCACGGCAUGCUCGUUUGUAUCCAGGUUUGGCUUAACUGGUGUGUGUGCACUUGCAGGAAUGUCAGCCCACACAGGAGGAGAACCUUUGGUGCAGAGCUUGGCCAGACUUCUUAGAGACUGUGGAGACCUAGUGCUAGAUGGUACAAGUACCCUUACCCUGCAGCCAUUCAGUCUGCACCACUUGACUCAGUUAUUUGAUCAGCACCUACAGUUCCGGAACCAUCAGCAUGGCUUUGUUGCACUUCCAUCACAUCCGUCUGAAACAGCAGUGAUACUUCAGCUCCAGUUCCUGUUUGAUGUGCUGCAAAAAACAGUUUCUUUAAAGCUUGUGCAUCCAUUGGGCCCAAGGCUGCAAUCCAUAGUGAAGAUCUUCCCGUUUAAAUCACUGCGAUACCUUGAGCUAAAGCGAGUUCCACCACAUUGUCUUGAGGGUCUAGGGGCUGUCUACUCCCAGCUUGAGAUGUUGAUAUGCUCCAGUUGCUUCUGUUCCUUGGAGGAGAUCAUUGCUAUGUGUGGAGGGGACCUCAGUUCUGCUCUCCCGUGGCUGGAAUUACAUACUCUAAAAUUUAGCUACAACUCACUAACUGCAUUGGAUGACUCCCUGCAACUACUGAAUGUUCUUAAGAAAUGUGAUUUGAGUCACAACAAAAUCCAGGAGUGUGCUGAAUAUUUCAUGCCGUUAACAGAACUAGAAUACCUGAAUUUGGGGUAUAACUUCUUGUCGAAAGUGCCUGUCCUGAGCCUGAGCUCCCGCGUCAAGCUUACUAUCCUUAUACUGCGUAACAAUGAGCUGGAUGGCAUAAAUGGAGUGGAACAACUUUCAAACCUACAGCAGCUUGACUUGGCUUUUAAUUUGCUGUUGGAGCAUGCUCAGUUAGCACCUCUGUCUCAGCUCCACAGAUUAAAGAAGCUUUACCUCGAAGGAAAUCCUCUCUACUACCACAAGAAUCACAGAACAGCUACUGUAAAGCACUUGUCGCCCAAAGCUGCUUUCCUCAAUCUCAUUUUGGAUGAUGAACUUCUCAGUGCUUCAGAGCUGGCUCAUCUCCCGAAACAGGGCCAGAGGAUUGGCCAGGCUGUACGAAACUCAUUCCUGGAAGCAAGCCGAUCUGAUCAGAGUGUUCUGGAAACCUCAGUUUGUGGUGACCUUGCUGAAAGUACAUCGCCAACAGAAGGAGGCCCUAGUAAGCUUCCACGUAAAAAAUCCAAGAGUAAAAUCAAAGUAAGGCGUGCAAGCAUCUCUGAACCAAGUGAUACUGACCAUGAGCCCAAUGAACCUCCUGCUUCAGGUGUAUUGCUGCAACACCAGAUGGAGAUUGAAAAAAUUGACACUUUUCGAGACCAGCUUGGUGAAGACUGGCUACAGUACAAGCACCACUUGGAGGGGGCAUCAAGUAUUAGGCCAGAGUCCCACUUGGAGUCUGUGACCUGUUGCCAAAGAAAUUACCUAGAGAGCUCAGCAAGCAUGGCCACUUGUGAGAACAGCCCUGCUAUCAUAACAGAGGGCUCUGACAACUUUCCAGAAAGAGAGGAGCAACAAGAUGAUCAGGUAACUACAGCUUCUAGGGGUACAGUGGAUUAUGUGACAGCAGAUGAAAUGGAAUCCAUGGAGGACCCAUCUGCAGAGUUCUUAAGCAGCAAUGGGGCAGAAACAGUCGAAAAUGGAGUGGUGGAAGAUGAGGAGGAAGACUUGGAAGUGGACGUAUGCCAUCCGUUAGUGGUGGGUGUCCUUCCAGAAGAAGGAACAAUCCAUUCUGAGAACUCUUGGAUCUUUCUUCGACUGAAACCCUCAUACUUAAUGGAGGUAGACUUGAAAAGUGCAAAAGUCAUACAUAAAAUGGAGCUGGACACUUUGUUGAGUCUUGAUAUUUCAGAGGUCAUCUGGAGGGAUCAGGAUGCAGAGAAGCCCCUUCCUGCUUUAGAGCUAUGUUUUGAUUACAUUUGUAAAGACAAACAAAAACGGACGUAUGUGAUCCUAGAUGAGAGUCCAGAGCAAGUUCUGCAGAAUCUGGUUGAUGUCUUCUCAAAGGUUCUAGAAGAGAAUUUGAAAAAGAAGGGACAAGAAGAGAGCCCACUUUUGCGCCUUCAGUGCCUCAGGUGCAAGGAAGAGAUUACAGUUCCCAGAGGAAAAGGUGGCAAUAACCUGCUUCUGACAGGACAUGAGGAAAAGGAGCAGUCAGAUGUCAGCAAAAAUGGUCCUGCAACAUGCUAUGCAUGCUCUAGUGACCACAUGAUUCUUCUUCCACAUGAGUCAGAAAUGAAAGAAAGAUCAACCACUGCUUCUGUAGCUUCCUUGUAUCAGAAUGCUGAAAAUGGUCACAGUACAGACAUCCUUCGAAUAACCUUCAUGGACAGUGAGCUAUGCAACAGCUUCAAGUGUGAUACUACUCUGAAUGGUCUUCCAUGUGAUAGUACUGAUAGGACCAUCCAGAUGGAGUUACAGACAGAGCCGUUUGAUCAGAGAGGAGUAAAUGGUGGCAGCUUUUUGGAUAUUCGACCACAAAGCGCUCUUACUGCAGAAAAUAGGACAUUCUACAUUGGAGGAGAGGAUGCAGAUGAAGGCUUGGAGCAUGAAACAGUAGUGAAAGAUAAGGAACAGAGCAUUGAGGGAUCCACUGAAGAGAGAAGGCCUUUUAAAUUACCUUUGUUCAACAGAAGUCAGAACUGUGAAAGAAGUCUCUCAUGUCCUGUUCUUCCAAAUGCCAAUGCAAAGCAGAAAUCUCCAGGCCUUGGUCACUCAGAGUCAGAUUACAGGUCAUAUGGUAGUCUUGCUGGGAGUUAUCGAUAUGGCACGCCAGGUGACUUGACUGUUUCACAACUUUCCACACCAUCAGAGUAUGAGGAAGACUUCCCAGGAAGAAGCACAGGUUAUGAUCUUGAAACUGAAGAUUUUACAACUGUGGACCACAGAAUUAAGCUCUUUCUGGACAUGGAGGUGUUUGAAGAAAACACUGAAGAAUUCUGCUGCGUUCUGAAGGUAUCUGUGGUGAAAUAUGGCAGACCUGGGGAGUAUCUUUCACUGCUGGUGGUAACAAAUCUUCAAGUCUACAUCCUACAGAUUGUUGCAGAAAUAAGUGGACAACCAACUGAUUGGCUGAAGAAGACAGAUGGCCAUCGUAUUUUGGACCUUUUGUACCUGGAACUGGGUUUGGGGAGCCAGAGCAUUCGGAUGCAGUUUGGACAUCUCAAGCAGGUGGAAGCCUCUUACUGUCUUUUGAUUCGAAAUAAAAACAGAUGUACAAAGUUUUACCAUUACCUCACAGAGCUUGUACGAGAAUUGACUUCUAAACCUGAAAGCAAACUGCAGGGCAUCUCAAACGUGAGGAUGGAUGUAAAACAUCCACUGUGGUCGAUUCUGUGCGAGGACUGCUCACCAGAGAAACUUGAUGAUGGAGCUUCAGAUUUCCUGUAUGUACUUGCAUUUCUGGUGCAAGAAAGCAGUGUCUUCCCAGUGACAGUACUUGCAACCAAGUUCACACUUUACCUACUGGAAGAAAGCCAUCAGUGGCAGAAGUUGCCACCUGAAGAUACUUGCAUUGAAAACAGUGAACAGUUAUGUGACGGCUUUCAAGUCAAAGAAACCCACCCAAUCAGCAGUGUUAGUUCAGCCCAUCUCUACCUCUCAGCUCCAUGUGAUUUCAUACUGAAACUUUAUAAUGAGACUAUAAAAAGUGAAAGCAUUUGGCAUCUGCGAGCAGAAAGCCCAGACCUGGUGCAUACUGUGAUUGAAUGGAUUAAAGUUCCAUGGGAGGAGAUGUUCAGUGUCAGUUUCAACACUGUGGUCCACAAAACUCUUGACUAAGUCAACAAUUAAAAUCAUGCAAAAAUGUAGCUGACACAGCUAAGGAAAGAGCUCAUCCAAAGAAAUAGUUUUGGUCCAAUUUGUCUUUCAGUGAAUUUCCUUUAAAAGCCAUUAAAGACUUGCUACAAGAAACUUUUCAGCAAGGCUGCCUACUUGCAUGUUUGAGUUGAUGACUCUGUUGGGGCACUGGACACAUCAACAAACAUGACACCACAAGGCAAAAGUGCUGACAUUUUUUAGCAGAUAGGGUUGGAAGUGAUGCUCACAGUAGCAUUAACGUUUUCCAGUAACGCAUACAGUGGCAUGGCACAUAGCUCUGUUUUCUCCAUCAGUUGUCAACAUGGGUAGUGUAUAAGUCUGUAGAAUUUAAAGUUCUUUAACUGCCUGGAUGCAAAUAAUCUGAUCUUUUGGAAAGAACUCUAUUUCCUAAAGGCAGAAGUAAGAUCUUAUUAUUUGGUUUACUGCGGUGUUUUGUAAUGAGCUGUAAUUCAUUGCUGUAAACCUUGAACUUAAAAUACAAAGAAGCUGAAGUCUGCUUUUCUUUUAAAAAAAAACAACACAGAUUUUGUAUCAUCACAGAAACAUUAGGCAAACGCCAAUGUUAAAAUAUGUCUUCAAAGUGUAACAUCAGUAGGUGAAUUCAGUAGUAUGAUUUUAACAUAUUAAAAGCAGUUACACAGAGUGGUAAUUUGUGCAUUAGGAUUCUCCAGCCUCUAACAGUGAGACAAGACGUAAACUUUCUUGGAGCCUACUUGAUAGAUCAGGAUUAAACAACUGUUAUUGAGCUGUGGUAAUAAGAACUUCGUUUUGCAUUGUAUGGGGAUGCCAUUUAUGUCAGUAUAGUCUUGUAGAUGGGGUGGAAUGUCUGAGGGGGAGCCUAGAUGCAGUAUAGCUUAGACUUUACAAAGAGACAAUGAAAUCUGCUUUUUUGUACCAUCUAACUGGCUCUUAUUUGUCAAGAAAUGACUAUACAGUGACCAUUUUGCUAUAGGCCACUUUAAAUGGUUAAUGUUUUAUACCAUUGAUUUAGUUUUUGUAGCACUGGCUAUAGCUUAGCACAUCUCUUUGCCUGCACCAGUCAGAAGCAGUCUCUGAGGUGGCUUUAUAGUUGUCAGAUGAAGGCAGAAAAAACUUUGCAGCGCAGAGCAUGAAAUGGGAGGUAGUGAUUUUAAUUACAGGGCCCAUGUUACAUACCUCUCAACCUCUUAGAGCAAGAAAUGUGGACAAACCCAUAAAUAAUGGGGGGGCAAAUGUCCAAAAAUAGGGACAAUUUUUAUAUAUUGCUCU
Molecule: messenger RNA, 5237 nt
Organism: Protopterus annectens (West African lungfish)
Lineage: Eukaryota; Metazoa; Chordata; Ceratodontiformes; Protopteridae
Gene: STK11IP
Product: serine/threonine kinase 11 interacting protein
Exons: 26
Coding region: 207-3950 (1247 amino acids)
Biological process (GO): intracellular protein localization
Cellular component (GO): cytoplasm
Molecular function (GO): protein binding
Source: RefSeq, a predicted model, not a curated record